GUUGCUUUAAAAGCACGACAAAUUGAGUGCAGUUAGGAUUCUUUUGUGGAUUCGCUGGACAAGAAGUCUUGGGACGGCCUAGAUUUUUGCCUAACUAAGAAAUCUGAUAACGCCAAAUCAAAGAGUAGUUUGUCUGCCUGUCAGCACAGCGAAACACGUCCGUGCUGUAGGGGAACGUGUCAAGUGAAUUUUGACAGAAGUGGUUUCGUCAAUGUGUUGAUCUGAGUCCGAGAAAUGCCGGUGGUAAUAAAAGAAAGAACAAGCAAAUUACCCGUGAACAGAAGUAAGUGAAGAUUUUCCUCAAUAUCACGAUCAAUUUUAAAAAAUGAUGCGUAAUAUUUUAAAGAUGCAAUGAAAAGUGAAAGAAAUAGUUAGAAUGGUGUUUCCGAUGGUGGGGCCUUCGCCCCACAAGGGGGUAGGGACAGUUUGAUUGUUUAGAGGGACAAUUCGACAAUGAGCUGUCUAGCAUUUGAAGACCAACCUUCUGGAGGCACAUGGGAAGUCCCAACAUAGUUUCAAACAUUAACGAAACAUUUUUGGAAAAAGAAUAACCUUAAAAUCUCUGUUUACGGCUCAUACUGCAACUGUCAAUCGUACUCUUAAGGCUACAUUAUAAAUUACUUUACUCAUAGCUUAAUCUUGGGAAAUCAUACGAUAGGAGAGCAUUUAAUGUAACCAUCAAUAUCAGCAUGUUUUAAAAAAGUGUUCUGAAAAAAAAAAGAUGUCAAAGACGUGAAAGCUAUUCCACUCAGUAGCAAUACUGUUAGGAAAAAAGUAGAUUAAAUGAGUGAAGAUUUUGAAAUACAACUUAUUGAAAAGCAGAAGAAAAAAAAAUUCACAGUGCAAGAAAGACAGUGAGGCCGUACUGAUAACUUAAGAUGUAUUGAUGACGGAGAUUUUGCUGAAGAAAUUUUAAUACUGUUCUGUAAAUUAAAAUCAUUAGAAAGCCCCACUACUGCCAGCGAUACAUUUAAUGAGCGAAAAUUACUUAGAUGGCAAUAAUUUACCAAUAAAUAAUUAAUUAGACUCUAUAAUAUUUUGUGACGCAGAUGUUGCUCCUACUCCGAUGUGCAAAAAAAAAUAAAAAUAAUAAAAGGCUGCUUUAAAAGUAUACAAUAAUGGAUAAAAAAUUAAAUGAUAAAUAAUUAAAAUAUUUGAGAAAAUAUUUUAUUUUGCAUUUAACGUAAAGCUCUCCAUUAUAUUUUUAAAAAAAUUACUUACUGUGCUUCCUUAAUUUUUUUUUCGUAAUUCAAUUCAAUGUUUAUAUAUAACAAGGGGGGGGCAUAGGAAUUUUAGAAAGGCUUAGGUGGGGCAUGACAUAAAAAUGGUUGGUAAACAUUGAGUUAGACCAGUGGUUCUCAACCUUUCUAAUGCUGCGACCCCUUUUUUAUACAGUCCUCAUGUUGUGGCGAACCCCAAAAAUAAAAUUAUUUUCUUUACUACUUCAUAGCUGUAAUUUUGCUUCUGUUAUGAAUCGUAAUGAAAAUAUAUGAUAUGCAGGAUGUAUUUUCAUUGUUACAAAUUGAACUUAAUUUGUGAAAGCAUAGUGAAAUCACAAAAAAACAAUAGGUAAUUAUAUAUUGUGAAAUAUUUAUUUCUAAUUACAAAUAAAUGAGAUUUUGUCUUAAAGCAUAGUGUAGCAUUGGUAUGUCUUAAUACAACAACAGUAAACUAUAUUGAUACAUUUUGCGACAGUAUGCGUAAAGAGUCAACGUCAUUGCCAAGGGUAAGAUUGCUUCUUUCUUACAGAUCAGAAAUGCUUGGGGCAGUCUUUGCAAGGGCACAACGAACAUGAUCUUCGACAACAAGUCUACAUUUAGAUUUGAUUACCAGCAAGCUGGAAAACACUGUUUCAGAAAGAUAUGUUGUUGGAAAUGGAUGAAGAGGGCACAACACGGUCUCAGACAGAACAGGAAAUGACUACAAACACUUGAUCCGGAAUUUUGUGACUGGCAUUGUAGAGAAAUCAGCUCUCACUGCAUCGCUGUUAAUAAGUUCAAUUAACUCCUCUUGUGUUGACUCAGGAAGAUCUUCAACUUUGACAGUGAAUGGACUUCUGGCAAGUGCAAAUGGACUGUCAGGUAGAUUUGGAAAAUAAGAUGAAAUUUCGUCUGCAAGCAUGUGCAAGUGUUCCUUCACAAUUCUUUCGUCUCGUUCAAUGUGAUGUCCCUAAAAAACAACAACAACAGACAAGAUAGACAACAUGUAAAUUUUAUUUUCAUCCAAUUUUUUUUUUUUUUAAAGCUGAAAUUUCUUUUGGAAUUAUCGCACCUUUUCAGAAAAAUCGAGGCAUCUUGCAUUGGGUCCUUGCAGUGAUAAAUUAACUCAUUCAAGAUGGCAAAGAUGUCAACCAAGUAAGCUUUUUUCUGCUGUUCAAUUUUCUCACUAAAAUGUGCUCCGAACUGCGGCCUUGCUUUCUGAUUGAAAAAACAUGAUGAGUUCAUCACGAAGCUCAAAAACACGUUUUCAAGCGUUUCCUUUGGACAACCUUCUCACUUCAAUGGGAAAUAGCAGAGCAUUGUUCGACACAUCAACUCGUUGCACAUUUGCGAAAACAGUCGACUGUUUAAAGUGAUCGCCUUUACACAAUUGACAGAACUUUUGACACUUUUCAUUACUUCUUGUAACUCUUGUGGUAGCGUCUUCUUUAAUAAUAUUUGCCGAUGAAUCAAUCAGUGAGUUCUGAUGACUUUUGGUGACUCAUUCAGGAACAAACGUUAAAAUCCAGUUCGACAUCCUAGCCUAGCUGGAGCACCAUCUGUGAAAACACUACAAACCUUUUCCCAAGAGAUGUAAUGGUAGACAUCCUAGCCUAGGUAGAGCACCCAAGUCUAAGAGGCCAGCUCUAAAACAAUCUUAUUAAAUUUUUAAAAAUCUAUAGCUAAACGGGAAUGAAUAAUAUUCUCUCCUAAAUUACUUUGUAUUACAGAUAAACUAAACUUGCCUUAGAUUUUUUUAUUUUUUCCCCCCAGAUACCAUGACGCCAAAGCUACUGAUUAAAUGUCCAGCUAAAAAGUCCCUGGUCGCAGGUUUCUUAGCAGCGACGGUGUUGGCUUUCACUGGGUGGUCGAUUCAAUGGAACCCAAAUAGUUUAUUUGUACAAACGUUUAUGGCAUCCGACGAGUUGCAAAAGGUGAAACUCUCGUGUCCAGGCGUGCUGGACAGGAUGCUGACUGGACGCUGGGAUCUUAAGAACCACUCGGCCAAAGAAUUGGAAGAGGUGGAGAUAUUCAUGAGCAAAACGAGGGCGUACCACAAGCUGCCCCCAACUCUACAACGUGAGGAUAAGAAAUGUGGUAGGUCAGGUGGUCACUCUGGGAAUAUCCGGUACAUUUGUCUUUUAUUUUCAUAGUCAAGCAUGACCUGAUAUGUGUGGGGAAAUUCUCUAUAAGAUUGUCCAUCAAAAACCAUAUUGUCUUUAACAAAUUAGUGAAAGUUAUGUCCAAGAAAGUUAUGUAUUCAAAUAUUCGGUAGUACAAGAGUUGGACACUUAAUGUGUUCCAGUAUUUCGUGAUGUCAUGAGAACUCCAAAGAGGUGUAAAUACAGUAGAGCGCCGAGUUUACAAACUAAUGGAAACAUGGGGUUUUACGGAGAACCUAUUUUUAGAUAACCAAACACUCCAACGGAGAUGUUGUGUUAAAGAAUUUAUUGCCUAAGUGCAAUAAUAAAUAUAUAUUUGUGGCCGUGUUGUGGUGAUAGGACGUCGGACAGUCUUAAAAUAUACACUCAAUAAAUUCAGGACUCGAGAGGACUAUGGCUUUAUUUGGUUCUAUAAACAAUGCCAAAGUAAAAUCUGAAGAAAAAUUCCAAAGAAAAAGGACUAUACCCGAAAAGACACAGGUAGUACAGGUUAACAAGGUCCGGACUAAUAUCGAAUUACACUGCUAACAAUGAACAUGUUAAAUUACUAAGUAUCUACAGAUUAUGACAAUAAACACCUAUUGAUGCAAAUGAUACACACAUGGCAAUUAAAAUGAUAUUGUUGUAAUAAUGUCCAACUAUAAACUAAUUCACGUGGCAUGGUGUAACUCGCAGCACGCACACUGUCUUACAUGUCGAACCAGUGUGAGAUGUGAGGGCUAACAUAAGGGUAUCGAGUCGAACCAGUGUGAGAUGUGAGGGCUAACAUAAAGGUAUCGAGUCGAACCAGUGUGAGAUGUGAGGGCUAACAUAAAGGUAUCGAGUCGAACCAGUGUGAGAUGUGAGGGCUAACAUAAGGGUAUCGAGUCGAACCAGUGUGAGAUGUGAGGGCUAACAUAAAGGUAUCGUGUCGAACCAGUGUGAGAUGUGAGGGCUAACAUAAAGGUAUCGUGUCGAACCAGUGUGAGAUGUGAGGGCUAACAUAAAGGUAUCGUGUCGAACCAGUGUGAGAUGUGAGGGCUAACAUAAAGGUAUCGAGUCGAACCAGUGUGAGAUGUGAGGGCUAACAUAAAGGUAUCUAGAUUUUUAUAUACUGUCGCCCAUGUAUGGUGCCUAUGUAAGAUCCACCCAUAUCAGGACAGUUACUACAAUGGUACAAAGUAUGAUCACCGUUACUUUGACACGUGUAGUAUCAAGGAAUCGCUUGGUCUUUUUAAGACAACAUCUUUUUGCAGAAUGUCUUAUUAUAUUGCUACAGCUGGUAAUAUCAUCCUUACACUUCCAACAUUUCUUAUGUGAUAAUUUAGCACAAGGCAGAAUUGGUAGCCUACUACACAUACUUUACUCAUAUUCGCUGGUUGGAUACUGUUGUAUCAAUCGCUUAUAAGUCAUUUGCAGUAUGUGUAACCAGAACGAUAUAACGGUUAGUUUUACGCUCACGAACACACUGAUAUAUAAUUCAAUUUAAUAAUUCAGUUGAAGGGUGUAUGUUCGACCUUCAAAAUAGCAUGGCUAUAAGUCAGUUGGACGGCUGUAGGUUAAUCCGUCACAAUAUCAUGGUAAUAUGUCAUCUGGACGGCUGUAGGUUCAUCCUUCAUAAUUUAAUGGUUAUAUGUCAUCUGGACGGCUGUAGGUUCAUCCUUCAUAAUUUAAUGGUUAUAUGUCAUCUGGACGGCUGUAGGUUCAUCCUUCAUAAUUUAAUGGUUAUAAGUCAUCUGGACGGCUGUAGGUCCAUUCUUCAUAAUUAAAUGGUUAUAAGUCAAUGGGAUGGUGGUCCAUCCUUCACAAUAUCAUGGUCAUAAGUCUGAACAAAAAACUUCCAUUAUUGCCACCUAACAAUCGCAUUACUUUAAAACAUCCAGAACGGUGCCGGUGUACAAUGCCACAGCUCAAGAAUUCGAUUAAAGCUUUCAAUGCCAAUACCUUGUCGCGCGGACAGACUAGAGAGCAUGUACGUCACACCAAGACCAAGACGGCCCACUACUUGUCUUCAGGCAGAUUUCCUGUGGUGAAUUAGACCAUUCCUAGCGACUUUAACCUGAAUAACAGUUAAAAUCUCGAACCAACACCCUAAAGACUUAUAUGUGUCUGUACGCGCCCUGUCUCGGUUAUCCAAGACACACUCUAAAAUUUGUACAAGUGAAAUAGUUAAAUAUAUAUUUUUUUAAAAAAGAAGGGGUUGUGACUCCGCAAAGGAGGAAUGUUAAAACUCCCUUUUUUGUUUUUGUUUACUAUUUAAUGCCCUCUAAAAAUGUGGACAUGCAAGCAUACUGUUGUAAAGAUAAUACAAUCUCCUUUCCGACAAGAUCUAAGUUAUAAAGUAAUACCCAAGGGUUACCGAGAAAUAAAUUAUGAAACUUAUCCCAAGAGCGCACAUUGCGGUUACCCAAAUCUAAGCAUUAUACGCGACCCCGGGGGGGGGGGGGGGGGGGGCAACGUUAAUGCCGUGUAGUACAUAACACUGUCUGGCACGCAUGUUUCGGUCUGACUUUAGGAAAUGAGUAUUUUUAUUACUCUACUUCAUGCACAAGGAAAGUGUUUCAUUUCUGCUUCCAUGUGGAAUAACAGGAAAAAUUGGUCUCAAAUGAGCACCGGAAAGAAAUAGCCCACCUCCAAAUAGUUUUGUUGCAAGAGAAUUGCUUCUCUUCGGCGAAGGGUUUCUAUGCAGUGCGUCAACUGUAUUUACUCCAUGUAGUGGUGCCAUUGAAGCAUCAUCUAAGAUGAUCACUUUUGAUUUUCUAAAAGAUCAUUUGACCUCUAAGUCCCACGUAGAAAAUUAGUUUGGUGUAGCUUUUUUUCUUUCUUUCUUUUCUUUUCUUUUUUUUAAAUAUGCAGCUAGAAAUAAAAUGUGGGACCUUCUGCCUCCCUCAAGCAAAGUUGCUGCUAUGUCUGUAUAUGCAUAUGGCAAGAUUAAUUUAUUUUUACUUACGCAUGUAGUGCAUGCCCGUGUUGUAAAGGUUUUACCACUUCUGCAAGGCCCAUCAACAAAGAAUGACACUUUCCGUACGUUAAGGUUUUCAAUUGCGUCCCUGAUUUUGUCAAAAGCCUUUCUUCGCCCUAGCUUUGAACCUUUUCUUCGGACAUAUUUUUUUUCGGGAGUUGGAGUCGGAAAUAGGGUGGUAAUAUUUUCCAGAAUUGAUUUGCUUGUCUUAGUUGUCGUCUGCCAUGUUCUAUGCCAAUAUCCGCCAAUCAGACAAAUUCUCCAUGGUAAGAGAACCAAAAUACUAAGACUUUUUUCGUGCAUGAAGAAUAUUAAGUGAUGGAAAAAUAUUCAGUUCUUAAAGGCAGACUAAAGCAUACGUGACAUUUGGGACAAUGUCUCAACAGAACACAUUCUCAUUUUUCGAUUUCUUUUUAAAACUUGGCAAUGGAAAACUCCAAGAGCCUGGACUAGAGGAAGGCAUCUACGAAAUUCGUCCAGUCUGAAUUGAAAAUGUUUGUAUUUUUUAUGGUGUGUUUUAUGAAGCCAUACAAUCAAGAGAUGACAGUAUUGCUAACCGCGCAAUCCUGGAUCCAAAAACACAAACAAAUUAGAAAUAAAAAACUAAUCCAACAAUAUAUAUAUAUAUAUAUAUAAUAUAUAUACAUGUAUAUAAACAAAGUAUACUUUUAACUCGAAUAAUCUUUUUCCUUUCAAUUCACUGUAUCGUCAUCCAAUCUAUGUUUGCUUAGCCUAACAAUAACAGCGUCCAAUGAAAUGAAAGCAAAACUAAUCUUCUUAAUCUAUUCACCGCGAAACAAAUUUUCUUCCUUCUUGGUCAUACUCCAUAUAAAAUGCUGUGAUUAAUAUAUUAUGUGGUCGGACCACUUUAAACAUGCUCAAAUGAAUAUGUUAAGUUGCAUCAAAGGAAGUUUCCAUUUGCCUGAAUCUUUUCUCUUCUUAAAUAUUUUUACCCCAAAUAGGAUACAUGAAAAUAAAAUCUACUUCAUAAUACUUUUUGUCUCUUGUCUAGAAAUGUUGCAUUUCAUUGGAGAUCCCCGACCUUGUCCUCGCUACCCAAACUUUUUGCCGCAUAUUGCAAGGAAAAAUCUCUGAAGUUUGCUGAAAAAGGCGUUCUCUGAAUAAAGAAAAAAGUGCCACCCGGGGCGAACCACCCCUCCAAAACCUUUCCUACCGCACUGCUUUGACGUCAGAUUAUUUCUUUCCCAGGUAACAUAAAUUUCCCCGGCACAAACUGGCAUGGAGCAGUAUGUAACCCUAAAGGCGACACCCCGUGCUGCAUGAAUAACUUUUGUGUCAGUAAAACGAUCCACGAGUGUCAAUGUCCAGAAUGUCUUGACAUGAGACAACAGAUCCAUGCCGAGUUUGCCACCUGGAUACCUGCGGACCCUACCUGUCAGGUGAGCCGUGUCUGUUAAUGAUAAGUCGUAUAUAAACUUUUGAUGGAGCACUAAUGCAGUGUAAUUUAUGUUAAAAGCUGAAAUACUGUGUUGCGAUGAAUUGGUUGGAACUAGGGUUUUCUCCCGGGAUCCCGCACGACUUUUUAGUAACUAAUGACUUUCCGGAAAUCCCGGACGCACACUUUUAGAAUACGAUUAUUAUUAUUAUUAUUAUUAUUUUUUUUUUUUAAAUUUAACAACAGACAGUGUGUCACAUAUUGUCACUAUAAAGACCCGUUAACAAGAUCUAGUUAACUGUGCUGAAUUUAUAAGUUCAGUACCUCUAUUACACAGGUUCUCUGGCGUUUUCAAGCCACGACCACAUUCAUAUUGAAGCAAAGUACCUUUACUACGAUGAAUUUAACCAAUUUAAAAGAAUGUUAUUAUUUUAUUUUUUUCCAGCAUAAUUUUAUUGGAGCCAUAUUUAAUGUCAAGACUAAAAUUUUAACUCACUCUUUGGGGACGCCAAUUAAAUAGAAAACAAUUUUUAAAAAAAAUCACCAAUUCUCUUUUUCAAGUGUUUUUUGCCGGUGACCCCCCCCACCCCCUACCACAAAAAUCCCUCUGAAACCCAAUAUGACGCCACCUCCCAUGGGCGGGAAACCUGUGCUCGGGUAACUUUAUUACACGAAGAUGUCCAUGUGUCAGACUAGAGUAUCUCUUAUUUCCAAAGUCAAAAUAGUAAGAAAUUUACUUUUUUAAAUGCAGUUUAGUCUGAUGUUAUAUAUAUAUAUAUGUUACGCCAAAGCCCGAAGUUCGGCCAGUUCCCGAAUCGGCCAGUCAUUUCGCACUUUGACCGAGGCGUGUGGCUAAUGUCCGAUUUAUUGGAAGUGGCCAGUGUAUAUGCUAUUUUGGUCGGAAACUUCUGGAAGGGGCAAAAAAAUCCCUGGCCAAUAUUCGAUGUGCGGAUGCAGGACUGUCCGGUAGUCACUGCUAUGUAAUUCGAAAUGCAUACAAGUCCAUCUUGUUGUAACAAGUGAUGUUACAGAUUGAUACUUUACUAAAAUAAACUAAUUUGAUGGAUUUUCGUAAUUUAGUAUAUUAAUAGUCGAUAUAAUGUGAUUAUCAUUACGGUAUACAAACACUCAAAAUCUACUCAUGACCUUUUUCUUCCGACUUUGGCCGAUCGCCCCAUGCCAUUUCGCAAACUGGCUGGCCAAAUCCCGAAAUCCAGACAAGAUCGUACAUUGGCCGGUCAAUGUGAAGCGAAAUUUGCCAUUUUCCAGAUUUGGCCGGCCAGUUCCCGCUUAGGCCAAUUUCGGGCUUUGGUCAUAACAAAUUUGCCGGCCAGUUCCCGCUUACGGCCAAUUUCGGGCUUUGGUCGUAACAAAUUUGGCCGGCCAGUUCCCGCUAAGGCCAAUUUCGGGCUUUGGUCGUAACAAAUUUGGCCGGCCAGUUCCCCCUUAGGCCAAUUUCGGGCUUUGGUCGUAACAAAUUUUCCGGCCAGUUCCCGCUUAGGCCAAAUUUGGGCUUUGGUCGUAACAAAUUUGGCCGCCAGUUCCCGCUAAAGCCAAUUUCGGGCUUUGGUCGUAACAAAUUUGGCCGGCCAGUUCCCGCUUAGGCCAAUUUCAGGCUUUGGUCGUAACAAAUUUACUCUUUCGUUUAUAACGAACUUUUAAAUAUUUUCUAACUUGACAGUCUGUGCCAUCCCAUUCAGGUCUGUGCCAUCCCAUUCAGGUCUGUGCCAUCCCAUUCAGGUCUGUGCCAUCCCAUUCAGGUCUGUGCCAUCCCAUUCAGGUCUGUGCCAUCCCAUUCAGGUCUGUGUUAUCCCAUUCAGGUCUGUGCCAUCUUAUUCAGAUAGUGCAUGGCUCAACAAGAAAUGAUUUGGUUGGGUCACCAGGUCAGAAGUUCAGGGCAAGAGGAAGACCCCCUCCCAGGCGUAACACCUUGCGGCAAUGCAAGAGGAAGACCUCCUCCCAGGCGUAACACCUUGCGGCAAUGCAAGAGGAAGACCUCCUCCCAGGCGUAACACCUUGCGCAAACCGUCAACUAUACCCCCGCCCCCGGUAAAAGCGGGCAAAAUAGAAAAAAAAGGAAGUCAGAAGAAAGCGAACCUAAACACUUAAUGCGAACAUUGUUGAACAGCAGAUGAAAUUAUGGGAUGUAUUUUUUUUUGGCCGGUGGGGACAUGUGUCCUUUCAAUUUAUUAAAUCAAUUUAUUAAAUAAUCAGUUCCCCGAUUCCCAAACGUUAAUCGCGAAGGGAUAUUCGUGGGUUCGCCGGCGAAACAGUAAGCUGAUUAAACAAAAAAUGAUUUUAAACAAGUUUCAUAUUGAAUUGGUUUCUUAAAGUUUCGACAAGUAUAAUAUUCCCGUUGUUUUUUUUCAUUUGAAUUUGAGAAAAAAGAAAAGAAAUGUUGAUAGUUACAUGAGGUUGGCGUUACUGAAAUGUUGAUAGUGACAUGAGGUUGGAGUAACUGAAAUGUUGAUAGUGACAUGAGGUUGGCGUUAGGCCUACUGAAAUGUUGAUAGUGACAUGAGGUUGGCAUUACUGAAAUGUUGAAAGUGACAUGAGGUUGGCGUUACUGAAAUGUUGAAAGUGACAUGAGGUUGGCGUUACUGAAAUGUUGAUAGUGACAUGAGGUUGGCGUUACUGAAAUGUUGAAAGUGACAUGAGGUUGGCGUUACUGAAAUGUUGAAAGUGACAUGAGGUUGGCGUUACUGAAAUGUUGAUAGUGACAUGAGGUUGGCGUUACUGAAAUGUUGAUCGUGACAUGAGGUUGGCGUUACUGAAAUGUUGAUAGUGACAUGAGGUUGGCGUUACUGAAAUGUUGAUAGUGACAUGAGGUUGGCGUUACUGAAAUGUUGAUAGUGACAUUAUGUUGGCAUUGCUGAUAACCCGACGGCGAAUUAUUGACAUUUCAAUCAUGAAAUUUAAAUUUUAGGCAAUGAAAAUUGUACAUUAAAAAAAACAUAAUUGUGAAAAAUAUUUUUUUAAAGUGUUUCGUUUAACCUUAUUAAGGAGCGGGUCGAGGGUUACUUUGUUUGAAUAAUAUGGGUCGCAAUUUUAAAAAGUUUUGAGAACCUGUGAAUUAGAUAAAAUAAAAUAAAUAAUACUGGAAUGGCUAUUUAAAUAUAAUGUAAAUUACCCGACAUUUUGUAGGUGAAAUUCCAGAAAGAUAUACCUUCCACCCUUUUUGUAGAAAACUCUUUGACGCCAAUGAGAUUCUUCAGAAAACAUCAUGUUUCGAUUCUUUAUCAUAAUAAUGUUGACAAAGUGUUCUUCUUUGCUUCUCCCGACUUGCAGAUGUCUCAGUUUACUCACCUAAAAGAUGUGUGUAGAGUGCUCCUCAACAAGACCAUCUACUUGAUAGGCGACUCCUACAUGCGUCAGCUGCAUAUGUCACUGCUGACCUUGCUGAGACACAGCCAGAAUAGAAGCAUCCUUCGAGAUGACGUGUCUCAAGGUCAGUUGGAAGAGUAGAACGUAAUUCAUUUUAUAAAGUAAAAUAAUAUAAAGAAGAGAUGUUAAAUAAAGCAAGAAGUUAGCACAAGGGCCGGCAACCAACAGUUUCAGACGGAUGAGUUGCGGAUUCCUAUUUAUUCGUAAUCAAUAAUAAAAUGACGUUAUGUUUAUAAUCUAAUACAAGCACGCGUCUAAUUUGUUUAGGCAUCUGUAACGACACACAAUGCUUUGUUUAGUCAUAUAUAAUGACAUACAUCGCUUUGUUUAAGUAUAUGUAAUGGCAUGCAUCGCAUUGUUUCGGUAUCUGUAAUGACAUACAGCCCUUUGUUAUCUGUAAUGGCAUACAGCGCUUUCUUUAGUUAUCUGUAAUUAAAUACAGCGCUUUGUUAUCUGUAAUGACAUACAGCACUUUAUUUAGGUAUGUAUAAUGUAAUACAGCGCUUUGUUUAGUUAUCUGUAAUGACAUACAACACUUCGUUUAGUUAUCUGUAAUGACAUGCGGCUCUUUGUUUAGUUACCUGUAAUGACAUACAACACUUCGUUGAUUUAUCUGUAAUGACAUGCGGCUCUUUGUUUAGUUAUCUGUAAUGACAUGCGGCUCUUUGUUCAGUAAUUUAUAAUGGAAUUCGCAACCAUCGAUGACGAGGUUAACCUUAGCAUUGCAAGAACCAGUUAUACCUAUUGCAAAAUGUCUAACAAUGUAUGAACCAGGAAUGGUAUCGACACUCAAACUACAACGAAACUCUACAAGGCGGCUGUGCUCCGCACUGUUCUUUAUGCAUGUGAAAUUGUGCAAAACGUCAUGCAAGAAAGCUUGAACCACUUUCACACAACAAGCCUCAAAAAAAUCCCUCACGUCAAAGCCAGGAAAGGGUCGCAGACACUGAGGUUUUCGCACAGACAGGUGUCCUCUGGAUUGUACAAUUGGAUGUAGUCCCAGCUUCUGGUUCGGGCAUGUUUUGAUAAUGUCAGGUGACGGCUUGCUCAAACGAUUAUUUUAUAUGGCAAAAUCAAGCACGGAAGGUAGCUUCCUGAAGGACAGAAGAACCAUAUUGAAGGCAAUCUAAAAGUCUCAUUUAAGGAAUUUGAUAUAAACACUGACACAGGAUAAGAUUUGGCAAGGGGUCAAGCAUCGUGGCGUUCUUUUGUUACACACAGGCUCCAUACAAAAUAAAGCGAACAGAACAACAGCUGCAUAGCAAAAAAAAAAAGAGUUGACCCAUCCAUUCCUUGCACCCACUGCCCAACGUGCCAGACUCGGGCUAAUCAGCCAUCUGCGCACCCACCGACAGAAUCAACGAUAAGCUAACACUGACACAGGAUAAGAGUUGGCAAGGGGUCAAGCAUCGUGGCGUUCUUUUGUUACACACAGGCUCCAUACAAAAUAAAGCGAACAGAACAACAGCUGCAUAGCAAAAAAAAAAAAAGAGUUGACCCAUCCAUUCCUUGCACCCACUGCCCAACGUGCCAGACUCGGGCUAAUCAGCCAUCUGCGCACCCACCGACAGAAUCAACGAUAAGCACGAAUCCUAAAGCUUAAAAUGGUUGUGACCGACCUCAUUUGACAAAAUAACAUAAUGACAUCCGGCUCUUGUUUUAGUAAUGUGCAAUGACACGCGACUCCUUUGAGUCAUAUAUGGCAAAUUGUUUAUUCACCUCUCAUAUGGCAAAUUGUUUAGUCAUCUGUAAUGACAUGCUGCUGUUUGUCUAGUUUUCUAUAACGACGUGUGCCUUUUGGUCAUGUGUAAUGACAUGUAAUGUAGAGACCGACCGAAUUUCGGCUUCGGUUUCGGCGCCGUAAGUUGCCAUUAUGUCACUUUCGGCCUAGUUUUGGUUUCGGCCAAAACUGAAAAGUUAAGUUUUGGUUUACUUUCGGUUUCGGCCGAAAGUGAUUGAGACUUUCGGUCGUAUAGCCGAAAGUGAAAAAUGCCUUCGGUCUUCUACCAGAUGUCAGAUUGUCACUCUGACGGCUGGCAAUCCAAUAUUAAUGAUUGCGCGAUGUAUUGCUAUCAUUGGUAACAUAUUACAAAUAAUUUGCGAACACUGUUCACAGCUUCAUGAUGAUUGACUUGUCCAAUAUUUUAAGAAAGGAAGUUUAAAUAAAGCAAAAGGAAUGGUAAAUAGUUUUGUGAAAACAAAACUAUGGAGAAUGGUAAUAUUUAUAUUAUUAUUCUUGAUUUUUUCUUAAAAUUGGGAAAACUAGGCUUAUUUAGGUCAUUUAUUUGUGAAAUACAUUUUGAUUUAUCAUUAUCUUGCUCAUAAAUCUAGUCAUAGUCCAAGGUAACUAGCAUUGUGAGAGAAAAAUCUUAUGGAAUGGUAAUAUUUCCUUUUCGGCCGAAACUGAAAAGUUCAGUUUCGGUUUACUUUCGGUUUCGGCCGAAGGUCAUUUUUAACUUUCGACCUUGUUUCGGUUUCGGCCAAAAUCAGAAAAAAAAACUUUCGGUUGGUCUCUAAUGUAAUGUGUCUCUUUGUUAAGUGAUAUGUAAUGUGUCUCUUUGUUAAGUGAUAUGUAAUGUGUCUCUUUGUUAAGUGAUAUGUAAUGUGUUUCUUUGUUAAGUGAUAUGUAAUGUGUCUCUUUGUUAAGUGAUAUGUAAUGUGUCUCUUUGUUAAGUGAUAUGUAAUGUGUCUCUUUGUUAAGUGAUAUGUAAUGUGUCUCUUUGUUAAGUGAUAUGUAAUGUGUCUCUUUGUUAAGUGAUAUGUAAUGUGUCUCUUUGUUAAGUGAUAUGUAAUGUGUCUCUUUCUUAAGUGAUAUGUAAUGUACCGCUGCUAUUUUUUUGUUAGUAUCUGUAAUGAGAUUCGGCUUUUUAAAUAGUUAUCCCUGAUGACUCCCAUGCAGCUCCCAAAAUAUUUUUUCAAACAGGAAUGCCGACCCUGAGUUAACAACUUUAGUAACAAUUUCCGCAUGGUGUACGUUCCUGAAAUUUCCACAAAAGAGGAUGCAGUGCGUUAAUACGUAUGUCACACCAGGGCGUCACACCAGGUGACAUCUCACAGAGGGUAAAAACCAAGUGGACAAUUGAAAAUCAGACAGAGCUACUCCUGUUAGUUAUUAGACCAAGCUACUCCUGUUGGUAAUUAGACCGAGCUACUCCUGUUGGUUAUUAGACCGAGCUACUCAUGUUGGUUAUUAGACCGAGCUACUCAUGUUGGUUAUUAGACCGAGCUACUCAUGUUGGUUAUUAGACCGAGCUACUCCUGUUGGUUAUUAGACCAAGCUACUUAUGUUGGUAAUUAGACCGAGCUACUCCUGUAGGUAAUUAGACCGAGCUACUCAUGUUAGAAUCUAAUAACAUAGAUUUCAUUUGAUGAACAUCUAAAAUGUUCGCCUCUUUCCAUUCUCAGCUGAUGCAGCAAAAUGUGACAAAUAUUACAUGUAUUUUUCCCAAUGCAGAGGACUCAUCAUUCAGGACUUAAUGGAAUGUAAUAAUACAGUAAGAAUCAUCAUUUACAAUGCGUUUGACUUACUUUAAGCAUUGCGUCAACCCUAUUGAUAUUUAUUUAAAAAACUUUUUGGUUUCUAGGUUUAUAUUUGCCGUUUCAUGGAAAUUUCGAUAUUUUAUUUCGUGCAAUUUUGAUUCCAAGUAAGCAAAUGUAAUUUUACUAUUAACAGAGUCGACUGUCACAGAAUCGCGUCUUGGUUUAGCUCAGAAUCGAAUGAAGUCAAGAAUUUUACGAUCAUGAUAUAAAGCAACGCAAUUAUAAAUAAAAUAUUUUUUUUAAAAAAUCAACUUUAAAAAAUGCGCUUUUCUAAAAAUGUAUUAAAAGAGAUAGAAGAAAUGCCCCCCCCCCCAAAAAAAAAAUAAAAAAAAAAAAAAAAAAAAAAAAAAAAAAUAAAAAAAAAUAAAUAUUUUUUUUAAAAAAUAAAAUUUAAAAAAUGCGCUUUUCUAAAAAUGUAUUAAAAGAGAAAGAAGAAAUGCCCCCCCCCCCCAAAAAAAAAUAAAAAAAAUAAAUAAAUAAAUAAAUAAUAAUUAAAUAAUACAUAAUUUAGAGAUGUUAGAGCCGUAUGACUAAAAAAUGCGUGGGGCGCCCAUGAAAUAGAAUGAUCUCGUAUGGCUGUAACAACUCUGAAUUUUUGGGGCAUAUUUAUUUUAUACAUUUUUAAAAUUCGUGUUUAAAAGCUAAUUUUUUUAAACAUUAUUUUAUUUAGUAGUUUUUGGUUUUCGAAGAUUCAAUUAAAAAUCAGGAAGUAGGUUGCAACAUGAGACUAACAAAGCGUGGCAUGCCGAUAGAUUGCAAACACAUGAAAGGUCAGCGGUGGCCUUUCUGUGGUUAAAUAUUUGCUGUCAUCGUUGAUUGCAAUCGGGAACGAGGAACCAUGAUUACAGAAAUGCUGUAGUGGAAGCCCCAUGCUCCUUCAAGUUCCGUUUCUUCGAUAUCCACAGGGGUCACUGAAAGGUCAGUGGAGGUCACUGGUGACUUAAUAUCAUGAAGCGUUGUAUAGCCAUCAGGUGGGGGGGGGUAGGUGUACAAAAUUUCAGCUCCUCUGGACAUCAGGAAGUGGGUCAAAAUUAAGAUGUAAGAUUCCACCAGAAACAAACGGACAGAGCAACCAAAUAAUAACUAUAUAUAUAUAUAUUUUUAUAGUUAUAGUUAUAUAUAUACAUAUAAACAAUUCACAUGACAAUGACAGUACGUUCUCACGCUUUUAAAACUGCCUUUUGAUCAGGUCAAACUGUUCAGCGAAUCCCUCUGGAAAGCAGACCAGGCCAAUGAGAUUCUCAAACACGUAGAAACGCUCCUCGGAAGGGAGAACGCUUGGUUCAUAUUUGGUAUAGGUUUCCAUGACAACCUUAAUGUGGGCGCGAUAAAAACCAAAGUAAGUCGCAACUUAUAAACCACUACACUUCUGGCUUGUUCGGAUCUUCUUGUUUUCUUUAAGAUUUAGUGGUGGCCGUUUCACGUAUCCUGUUCCUGUACUUUAAGGUACGAAAGUAAUUUGUUAAAAACGUCACCGGUGACGUCAUUUUAAAAGUCAUUUGUAUCGUCUUAGAAUUAAAUCCUCGACGACUAUUUUCAUUUCACUGUUGAUGCAAUACCAUUUUUACAGAUUAUGUAUUAUUUUUAAAUAUAAUUUAUAUCCAGAGUAUUCUUUUAACAGGUGCUCGAUCCAAUUUUCAAACUAUUAUCCAAUUCAACUUGGCCUAAAAUGAUAUGGCUGGCUGUCCACGCUCCUGGACUCCUGAAAACACCCCUUCAUCCAAAACAACGAACGGCUAAUAUUUUGGAAUACAAUACCAAGGUGAAGGCCAUCAUGGACCGAAAGGGAAUUCCCGUAUUGAAUUUCUUCGAACUGACAAAAGGGACAAUGAGUUAUGACGGCAGUCAUUAUGGGAAAGGGAUAAAUGAUGUGAAAGUUCAAAUUUUAUUGAAUUUUCUACGAGAACAAAAUUAUAUUCAUAAAAUUAAUCCCUGAUAAUGUGAGAUAGCCAUAACUUAAGUAAUUAAUUAAUUAUUAAACAUGUGUAAAGCAUGUGUGGAACAAAGAUAAUCUGUUGUAGCAAUAGAGGAAACGUUCAAUAUAUAUACGUGACUAUUCAGGCUGUGAUGAGGGACUUAAUGAGAAAAUGAGAAACAUAUUGCACAAAUAUGUCACAGAUUCUGACUAAUAAAUGGAGAAUGCUGUACAGCUGUUUAUUUACUUGUCUGUCUCAUGCGUGUCAGGAGUUUUGACCAGGGCCGGACGUAAGUUUGCUGAGGCCCUGAGCUGUACAGAGUCCAGAGUUCCCCUUCAGUUUUAAACUACAUCAGCUGGUCAAAGAAAAGUUUAAAAUAUAUAGCCCUAUACAUAAAUGGAAAUAUAUUGUCUUAUAUUGUUUUAUUCAAACAAUUAUUAAGAAUGUAUUUAAAAAAUCACAGAAAUAUUUCUAUUAUAUAAAUCUCUAAAAUGCUCCAAGCUACAACGUGAAAAAGUAUUUAUUUCUUGAUUGUUCAAAAUUAAAAUAAUUGAUUACGUCAUCAAAAGAUGUGCUACGUAAUUCAACGCUGUCUAUAGGCAGGCCGCAAAGAGCGGACGACAUUUAACGAGACAUAGUUUAUAUCAGUUCAUUUUAUAUUCUCCUAAACUGUGAACAUGAUCUUUCUCAUGAACAAUUUGUUACUGUUAAACACAGGAACACUCGCACUAUUGAUUCCAUAUUUGAGAAAACUAAUUCGAUCUUGUCUUGAAAGAUGAUUGAUACUCAUCUUUGUGCAUGUAAUGUUAUUUUUCAGGAUAAUUCUACUUAACAUAGUCAUUGAGGCGCUCAGUUCAUUCGAGAGAUUAAUUUCAACAUGGUGUUGAUACUCUUUUUAAAAAGUAUCAACUUCCUGACAUUACUUUACUUCUGAUGUAGUUAAUCAACUAAGAGGGACAAUUUAUUUGCAACAUAAUUGCAGACUCUUGCUCGUCUCGUUAACUGUGCCUCAUGUCUGUGAUAUCAAUGAAUGUCUAUGAUAUCAAUGAACUUCUAUAAUAUCAAUGAAUGUCUAUGAUAUCAAUGCACUUCUAUAAUAUCAAUGAAUGUCUAUGAUAUCAAUGAAUGUCUAUGAUAUCAAUGAAUGUCUAUGAUAUCAAUGAACGUGUAUGGUAUCAACGAAUGUCUAUGCUAUCAAUGAAUGUCUAUGAUAUCAAUAAAUGUCUACGAUAUCAAUGAAUGUCUAUGAUAUCAAUAAAUAUAUAUAAUAUCAAUGAAUGUCUAUGAUAUCAAUGAACGUGUAUGGUAUCAACGAAUGUCAAUGAUAUCAAUGAAUGUCUAUGAUAUCAAUAAAUGUCUACGAUAUCAAAGAAUGUC
Lymnaea stagnalis (great pond snail) is the source of this 17915-nucleotide messenger RNA. The record is from the annotation of a GenBank genome assembly. Lineage: Eukaryota; Metazoa; Mollusca; Gastropoda; Lymnaeidae.